AUGCGCCCCUGUACCGCCUCCUCAUGCUGCUGCCAGGCCUGUAAUCUGCCAUGGGCCCCCGUACCGACUCCUCAUGCUGCUGCCAGGCCCGUAAUCUGCCAUGGGCCCCUGUACCCCGCCUCCUCAUGCUGCUGCCAGGUCCAGAGUGUGUCAUGGGUCCCUGUACGGCCUCCCAUUGCUGCUGUCUCUAUCGCCACACUCUGCCAUGUGCCACUUUCAGGUCUCCUCACACUGCUGGUGGUUUCCAUUUUUGUCAUAGGGUGCUGUAUGGCCUCCCAUUGCUGCUGCCUCCACCGCCACACUGUGGCUCCACACUCUGGUUUUGGCCCCGUGACUGGCCAAAUGAGUGAAGUGUGCGGUGAUUCUAAGAUCGACGGCACUCAUCUGCAUGUCAUACUGCCUGACAGUAUUAUUUCUCUUCCCCAGCAGACUCCAAGGGCAUUUAAAUUAAAGGUACAGUGUUCAGCACUAAUAUUA
This is a messenger RNA of Staurois parvus, 477 nucleotides long. Lineage: Eukaryota; Metazoa; Chordata; Amphibia; Anura; Ranidae. The record is from the annotation of a GenBank genome assembly.